Molecule: messenger RNA, 1574 nt
Organism: Carcharodon carcharias (great white shark)
Lineage: Eukaryota; Metazoa; Chordata; Chondrichthyes; Lamniformes; Lamnidae
Product: arf-GAP with dual PH domain-containing protein 1-like
Exons: 11
Coding region: 303-1430 (375 amino acids)
Biological process (GO): positive regulation of GTPase activity
Cellular component (GO): intracellular membrane-bounded organelle; plasma membrane
Molecular function (GO): GTPase activator activity; phosphatidylinositol bisphosphate binding
Source: RefSeq, a predicted model, not a curated record
GAAUGCGGAACAAGUACAAGUGAGAAGCCAGAGAGCAAGUUUUGAUGUGCUGCGCUGGGCUAGCCCUCCCCACUUUGCCCCUCUUCAUCUGUUUUAAACCGACAUGCAAAAACCAGAGAAGUGGCUUAGGAUGAAAUCCUAGCCCAAGCACAAGGUUUUGGACAAAUCCAACCUUUUAUUUUAAAAAUAAUUUUUCCCCCCUUUUUUUAAAAAAAAUACCAGAAAUUACAGCUCGCUCAGUCCUGCGAGGGAGAUUUAUAUUGAUAAAAAAGAAGAGAUUCAGUUGCUGCUGACUCGAUAGCAUGGCGGUCGAGAGAAACAAGAGACUUUUACAGGAUCUGCUACUGAAUCCAGGGAACCAGGCGUGUGCGGAUUGCGGUGCCCCGGAUCGCGACUGGGCAUCUUACACUCUUGGAAUUUUUAUCUGUUUAAAUUGUUCAGGAAUUCAUCGAAAUAUCCCUCAAGUUAGCAAAGUGAAAUCUGUUCGGUUAGAUGCCUGGGAGGAUGAUGAAGUUAAGUUUAUGGCCUCUAAUGGGAACAGCGCAGCCAAAGCAAAGUAUGAGUCGAAGUUCCCGGCAUUUUAUUACAGACCAACAUUUAUAGAUUGUCAAGUGCUUCGGGAACAAUGGAUUCGUGCCAAAUAUGAAAGAAAGGAAUUUAUCUGCAUCGAGAAACAAGAGCCUUACUCUGCAGGUUACAGAGAAGGUUUUCUGUGGAAGCGAGGGCGUGACAAUGGUCAGUUCUUAAGCAGGAAGUUCAUAUUAUCAGAGCGAGAAGGCGUGCUGAAAUAUUUCAACAAACAUGAUGCAAAAGACCCGAAAGCGGUUCUGAGGCUCGAACAAAUCAACGCCACCUUUCAACCAAUGAAAAUUGGGAAUCCUAACGGACUGCAAAUUACAUAUUUAAAAGACAACAGCACAAGGAAUAUUUUUGUUUAUCAUGAAGAUGGCAAGGAAAUAGUUGACUGGUUCAAUGCAAUUCGAGCAGCUCGUUUCCAUUAUUUACAAGUGGCAUUCCCAGGAGCUAGUGACGCUGAUUUGGUACCAAAACUGACAAGAAAUUAUGGGAAAGAGGGAUACAUGGAGAAGACUGGUCCGAAGCAAACUGAAGGGUUUAAGAAACGAUGGUUCACGUUAGAUGACAGGAGGCUGAUGUAUUUUAAAGACCCACUGGAUGCCUUUGCUCGGGGUGAAGUGUUCAUUGGGAGUAAGGAAAAUAGCUAUAGUGUUGUAGAUGGUCUUCCUCCAGCAACCCAAGGGAAUCAUUGGCAAUAUGGAAUUACCAUAGUCACUCCGGACAGGAAGUUCCUGUUUGCAUGUGAAACAGAGAAUGAACGUCGCAUUUGGAUGGAAGCCUUUCAGAAGGUUAUUGACAGGGCAAUGUUACCCCAGGAGUAUGCAGUGGAAGCACAUUUUAAACACAAACCAUAGAAGGAUCUUUGGUUCCUGACACCAUGGGGACAUUUAGGACAUCACCUGCUCGUCACUGUUCUUUUUGAAAUAUGAGUUGUUCCGUGUUUGCGCAACAGUCUGUUUCCCCCUCCUCCAUCCUUAUGCCCCCAAUACUCCCUCCAA